Molecule: messenger RNA, 705 nt
Organism: Neopsephotus bourkii (Bourke's parrot)
Lineage: Eukaryota; Metazoa; Chordata; Aves; Psittaciformes; Psittacidae
Product: histone H1.10-like
Biological process (GO): nucleosome assembly
Cellular component (GO): nucleosome
Molecular function (GO): DNA binding; structural constituent of chromatin
Source: RefSeq, a predicted model, not a curated record
AUGAUGGUGCUAAACUGGCUUAUGGCCAUUAAACUUCAAGUUGUAACGUUGGAGGUUGUGCCUGUUGCCGUUAUUGCUGCUGCCCCGGUCCCCGCCACCAAAGCUGCGGCCAAGAAACCGAAGAAGGCGGCGGGCGGCUCUAGAGCCCGGAAGGUCGCUGGUCCCAGCGUCAUUGAGCUGAUCACCAAGGCUGUGUCCGCCUCCAAGGAACGCAAGGGACUCUCUCUCGCCGCGCUCAAGAAGGCGCUGGUUGCUGGUGGCUACGAUGUGGAGAAGAACAACAGCCGCAUCAAGCUGGGGCUGAAGAGCCUUGUGAACAAAAGUAAAUUGGUGCAAACCAAAGGCAUUGGUGCGUCUGGUUCUUUCCGUCUUACUAAGAAGCCGGGAGAAGUGAAAGAAAAAGCUCCGAAAAAGUGGGCAGCUGUGGCCAAGCUGAAGAGGCCAGCAGCCAAGAAACCUGUCACCACCGCUAAGAAACCCAAGAAAGUGGUGACAACGAAAAAAAGCCCCAAGAAAAUGAGGAAGCCGGCGGCUGCUGCGGUCAAGAAGGCGGCCAAGAGCUCCAAAAAGGUGACUAAGGUUGCCGAGCCCAAGAAGGCGGCGGCGGCAUCUAAGAAUCCAGACAAGGUGAAAAGGGUGAAGGCCAAAGCAGCCAAGCCCAAGGCGACUGCAGCCACAGCGAAAAGGGCGGCGCUCAAGAAGUAA